CUAUAUACUCACACUUAAGCCUUUCUUCCUUCAAACUUCCCUUCAUUCGUUACAAUGGCCGCCUCUUUUGCAACUCUUCUUCAUGUGCUUUUCUUAGUAUGGUUCCUUCCCGCUACCUUCAGCUUAAGCUUCUUCUUCUUCAAAGCAGAGUCAAUCUCUAAUGUCUCUUGCAAUGAAAAAGACAAGCAAGCCCUUCUAACCCUCAAACGUGGUCUCACUGAUCAUGGACACGUCCUCUCAUCCUGGUCUGACCAUAAAGAUUGCUGUAUUUGGGACGGAGUUUUCUGCGAUAAGAAAAUUGGCCGAGUCACUGAGCUCAACCUCAAUUAUUCGAGGUUAGGCGGUGAGAUUAGUGGUUCGUUGCUCCAAUUAGAACAUUUGAAUUACUUGGAUUUGAGUAACAAUGACUUUAAUUGUACUCCCAUCCCAACUUUCUUGGGUUCAAUGUUCAGUCUCACACAUCUUAACCUCUCAGGCGCUAACUUCAGUGGACUCAUUCCUCAUCAGCUUGGGAACCUUUCAAGCCUUCGCUAUCUGUCUCUUGGAUCUAAUUCUGACCUCUAUGUAGAUAACCUUCGUUGGAUGUCUGGUCUCUCUGCCAUUCAAUUCCUUGACCUGACCUCAGCUGACCUUCACAGAGAAGUUGAUUGGCUUCAAAUAAUGAGUAAGUUCCCAUCUCUUUCGGAGCUAUACUUGCACAAUUGUCAUCUUGAUAGCCUGAAUCCAUCUCUUGGAUUUGUCAAUUUCACUUCUCUUCGAGUCCUUUUUCUUUCUGGAAAUCAUUUCAAUCAUGAGAUACCUAAUUGGUUCUCUAAUCUCAGUACAAGCCUCUUAAGGCUUAGCCUGGACGGCAGUUCUUUGAAAGGCAAUAUACUGCCUAGCAUUUUCAAUUUAGAGAAAUUAGAAUAUCUAUCCUUGUAUAUCAAUAUGCUAACUGGACAAAUUCCCGAGACGUUAGGCCAACUUAAGCAUCUAACGUAUCUUGAUCUGGGAUAUAAUUCUUUAAAUGGUCCUAUACCUUCUUCCUUUGGAAAUUUAUCUCGUAUAACAACAUUAUACCUCGACCAAAAUCAGUUGAAUGGCACCAUUCCAAAGAGUCUUGGGCUUCUCUCUAAGUUAGAGAUGUUGUAUGUCGGAAAAAAUUCUUUAACAGGUACCGUAGAUGAAAGGCAUUUCCAAAAACUCUCAAAAUUAAAGAAUCUCUAUAUGUCUGAAACACAUUUGUUCUUUAAUGUCAAUUCCAAUUGGGUCCCCCCCUUCCAACUUUACUAUGCCUCCAUGAGCUCAAUCAAUAUAGGUCCCAAUUUUCCUUCAUGGCUACAAUCACAAAAAUCCCUCAGUAUUUUAGAUAUGUCCAUGUCGGGAAUUUCAGGCAAAGCUCCAGGUUGGUUCUGGAAUUGGGCUUCAAACAUUACAUAUAUCAAUCUUUCUAACAACCACUUAGAAUGUGAUGUAUCAGACAUUUUUCUGAGUUCUACUGUCAAAUUGCUCAAUAUAGCAAACAACUCAUUUUAUGGAUCCAUUUCUACUUUCUUAUGCCAAAAGAAAAUUAGAAAGAAUAAAUUAGUGGUUUUAGAUGUAUCAAACAAUCUCUUAUCAGGAGAACUUUCUCACUGCUGGAAGUAUUGGCAGUCUUUGAUCCAUUUAAACUUAGGGAGCAAUAAUCUAGUAGGUAGAAUUCCCUACUCCAUGGGGGCUUUAGUUAACCUCCAAUCAUUGCGUUUACAAAACAAUAGCAUCUAUGGAGAUAUUCCUUCAUCGUUGAAAAUGUGUUCAAAUUUGAGGCUUAUUGAUAUGGGUGAUAAUCAUUUGUCCAUCAUACCACUAUGGAUUGGAGAAAUGACAAAUCUUUUAGUUCUCCGUCUAAGAUCAAGUGAAUUCAAGGGUUAUAUACCUCAACAAAUAUGCCAACUUUCUUCUCUUAGAGUAGUGGAUCUUGCCAAUAAUAGCCUAUCAGGAUCCAUACCAAACUGCUUGAAAAAUAUUAGCGCCAUGGCAUUACCAGAUUCCUAUGAUAUUUCAUUUUUUUCUAUGUCUUUUCUGUAUUCGAACAUAUAUGAAUACUAUCUUGAGAAUGUUCAGCUGGUUCCCAAAGGGAAAGAAAUGGAAUACAAAGAGAACCUUAAAUUAGUUAGGCUCAUAGACCUUUCAAGUAACAACUUGUCCGGAUCAAUCCCUAUUGAAAUUUCAGAUCUUUCCGAAUUGUGUUUUUUGAAUUUGUCUCGAAAUCAUUUGAUGGGAAAGAUACCAGAAAAAAUUGGGAGUAUGAAAGAGUUAGAGUCAGUUGAUCUCUCACGAAACCAUUUAUCGGGUGAAAUUCCUCCAAGCAUGUCUAAUUUGACAUUUCUUAGUCUCUUGGACUUGUCAUACAACAACCUCUCAGGUAGAAUUCCUUCAAGCACCCAGCUUCAAUCUUUUGAUGCCUUUAGGUACAUUGGAAAUCCUCAGUUAUGUGGUGAUCCUCUUCCAAAAAACUGCACAAUUGAGGAACAAUCUUUGAAUAUAUCACCAAUUGGCAGUGUUAAAGAUGAUUCUAAAAACUCCAACUUCUACAUUGGUGUGGGAGUUGGAUUCACAACUGGCUUUUGGGCGAUUUGUGGAGCUCUCUUCUUUAAUAGGACUUGGAGGCAUGCUUAUUUUAGAUUUGCCAAUGAAAUAAAAGAUUGGAUUUAUGUGGCUGCAAUGAUAAAGAUGAAUUCAUUGGAAAAGCUAAGAGCCUACCUUGGUAAGUGAGGCAUCGUUAUCUAGCCAAAAGGUAUUGCUUCAAGUUAUAUGUCCUUAAUAUCGUUUCUUUCAUGUUGAUGUUGACUCAUCUCCUUUGAAUAUACAAUUUAAUUCAUAGCUAAAUGUGAUAGUCAUUGGGAUUUUAUUUCACUAAUAUGACAUAACUUUAGCCUUGGUUUAUAUUUCGUUUAAUGAUAUUUUUCUUUUAAUAGGUAGAUAGUAGGGGAGGUGGAGGUGUGGCUUGAGCCGUAGACAUAGGGUACCACAAUAGAUACCAUUACAAUUAGACUACCACUAAACUUUGUUUAGAGACAUUUGAAGUGGAUAAAGAGGGAACUCAUUGAAUACCCUAAAUUAAAACAAAAUGGUGCUAUGACAGAAGAAAUUGCUCAUAUACAUAAUACAUCAAAUAUGUAGUGUAGAAUUUUAUUUAUUUAUUUAUAAUUAUUAUUAUAAAUAGGAUGCAUAGCAUGAGUUAUAACCUUAUAUGUUGUAAGCUUCAAUUCAAUGGGAGGAUAUACUAGUAGACUAUCAAAGAGGUGGACUUAACAUGAAUUCUUAGAAUUUCAACAUGAUGUAUUUUGAAUUGAGGUUAAGCUUGAUGCCUAGGUAGUCAUACUUCUCAUACUCACAUCACUAUUAUUGAAAAUUGCAAUUCAUUUAAAGAAGAAUUAUUUCUCCAUCAGCAUAAAUUCAGAGUUCUGGUCACUAAACAAAAAAAUAGUGCUUCCUGGACUCAUUGAUUUAUUUCACAAUGACUUUUCUAUUCCACAAACUCCAAGAGGCCCUCUUUCGCUUUUGUUUUACAAUUUUAUUGAAAAUACUAUUCCCUAUUUCAAAAGUGGGUUUCUCAUUUUGGAACCAAACUCUACUCAAUUGUGCCAAAUCUAUGACUGUUAUUGAAUUGAGUUGGGUUUUUUAAAACUUCCUUUCAUUUAUGCUAUAUAUUCUUCUUCUUCUUCUUCUUUUUUUUUUUGGUUGUGCUUUUGUAUGACCCUUUUGCUCUUUUGCAAAUGAUAUUCACAGGCUGCAAAAACUCUUGCAAUCCAAGACAUUUACAAUUUGAAGCAGACAUAAAUAAAUUGUUUAUAUAUAACAGGUCGCUGUGACUAUGACUUUGUCGUCUGAAUUAUCUCAUUUGUUACAUUUGCAUAUGAACUAUAUGUGGCUAUUGCCUAUUGGUACUAGCUAGUUUUACUAAGAAUGUUGUUUGUAUAAAUGUGCAAAGAUAGGGACCAUAUCAGUAGCAUAGACCAUUUGAUUGGUUUUUAUUAACCUCUUGAAUGAAUUUUUUACCCAAUUAUGUUGAUAUACAUGCUUAUGUUUGAAGUAGUAACUAUAUUGAGUUUGAUGUUAUGGUCAAAUUAAUUAAAGCAAAUUUCCCAUAUGUUGUGUCAGAUCUAUUUGUAAUAAGUGAAGGCAUUAGUUAAGGGUUUUUAUUUUUUAUUUUAAAUUUUCUUAAAAAGAAGUGGUAAAUUGUCAUUGAGAUUGUGUUUGGAUGGCCUUAUUUUGACUGACUUACUUUGUUUAAAAAUACAACUAUGGUUAAAAGAAGUGAGGCUUUAAAAAGCUUUACAUAAGUUAGUGGUGAAAUUAAAUUGACAUUUUAAUCUAAAACAAAUAGAACCUUAGCAUAUAAAGUUCUGGUUAGGCAUCUACUAUUUUCUAGUUCCUGUCUUUGUAGUAUUUAAUGAUAGAAGUGAAUGUAGUGUUAUAUUAAUUAAGAAUUUUAGGUUGAAUCACCACUAUUAAAUAUAUAUUUUGUGCCUAUUUUGGUUUCGAGAAACUUCUGGAAUCUUAGUUACUGAAAAAGUUGUAUUACUUGCAUGGUGAUAAAAGUCAAAUAUUAGUAGAUAUGACAUAACUUGAUCUUAAUGUUUGCCUCACUCCUAUCCAAGUUUCAACUUGUUUGAUGUUGCGCAUCUAUUUAAAGUAUCGUACCAAAGUAAAAUUUAUUUUAACUUGUUGAUUUAGCCAAAAUUGAACUUUAAAAUCAUGGUAUUGCAUUUUGAAUAGAUGUUAUUUUGUUUGUUCUCUCUACUUUACCACUUGACUUCAUGUGAAUUUAUGCUACCUUUGUCAUUCAGUGUACUACUUCAUUGGUUGUCCUUUAAUCUCAAUUUUUUCCCUACUAACCGUUUGGGAAGGGAUGCUAAAGAGGCAAAAGCAGAGGAGUUCAAUGAAAUGGCUUGUAAAGCCUCUCUUGCUGAUCAACAGAUACAGGUCCAAGAAAACAAUCAUGCUCAGAUUAAAAGUUUCUCCAUGUGUAUAGAUGAAAUUCUUCUAAUUUAUACUGAAAGGAUGGGUGAGGCACAAGAAUUGCCUCCACAACCAAUAGCUGCUCCUUGUUAGAGUGGCCUUGGUUUUUGAUAUUGGUAGGAAUGGCCAACCUAUUGACCGUCCUGGUAAGAUUCUAUUUGUAAUAUAAAAAAACCUUUUCCAAUGUUUCAUUAUGAGCUUGUAGUUGUUUGAGUGCAGCUUGAGAUGUUUGGGAUCUUUGAAUUUUCUUGUGACUCAUCCUUGAAGUAGGGGGAUUAUCUUGAUUCAAAGGAAUGAUAUUUUGAUUUGUCCAUUGAUUACCCUAACUUCUUUAAUUGUUUCCUUAAACAAAUUUAGUUAUUUAAAAUAUUUAAAAGUUAUUCAAGUAGAGUUAAAGUCAACAUCCAAUCAUUUUUGAAAUGAAGUGUCAUCAAAAGAAGUCUAUGUUAGAACAUAUGUGAUUCACUUGUUAGGAACAUAUGUCACUAUUUUAUGUAAUUAGUUAAUCCUUUGACAAAACGCACUUUACUUGUAAUUGGGUAGAUCUAGGUGUUUUUAAUACUUCAAGAAACAAGGUUUCAAGAUCAAGUGUUGAAGUCAUCAAGUCUGUCCAAGAAACAAGCUGAGAAGUGCGAAUUCAUUAAAGCUCGACAGCUGCAUCUAUCGAGCUUAAGAAAGCUAUUUCAGCCCGUGUGCUCGACACUUGCUCGACAGCUACUCGACACCUCCUAUCUGUCGAGGUUUAAGAAAGAAACAGAAAUUCUGAUAUGUUUUCUUGGAAUCUGUGAAUGUGUCUUUGGGCUUUCUUUUCUCCUAACCCUAAACAUAUAAAAAGAUUAUUUUAAAGGCCAUCAAAGUAUUCACAAGUUGCACAAGUGUUGAGCAAAGUUUGUUCAAGCAAAUUGUGACCGAAGACAGAAUUUGCCUUAGUUCAUCAUUCUUGAAGAAGUUGCUGUGUAUGUGCACUGUAGGGUUUUGUGACCAAGAAUCUUCUUGAUCUUCAUUGUUGGGAUGAACUGAAGAACUUUGCAGCCAACAACCUUCUCUAGUUGGUGAUUGAAGUCGUGUACUGGGAUCCACGCAAUUGGUUAGUCACGUAUUUGGGAGAAGUGCAUUGAAAGAAGAAACUGUCACUACAGAAUAAGUCCAAUUGGGUAUUGGGGUAAGGGUUCAACUGUAGGUUGGUAUAAAGUACUGGGAUUCCUUUACUUGUAACCGCUUGUUGUGAUAAUAGUUGAAUUUCGGGAGUGGUGACCUGAAAAUCACCCGGUGGGGUUUUUGCCGUUAGAUUUUCCCCAUUCGUAAACAAAUCACCGUGUUAUUUAUUUUCCGCUGCAUACUUAGUUUAUUGGUGAUUUGUUUGUGCUAUCACGCGUUUGCAUGUUAAUUAACUUAAUUAAUUCACUUGGCUAAAUUAAUUGGUUAAUUUAUCACAAGGGGUCAAUUCGUUUUUUGGCCUAUCAGUCUACAUUUGGGCAGCGAAGUGGAGAGGAAGAUGCCUUGGGGAUACUUAACUUGAUUUUAUGGAAGGCAUCUUCAAUGAGUAUUUAAUUACUAUUUCUAGAAUACCUAUUGGGAGUUUGUUGGUGUAUCUAAUGCUUUAUCUGUUAUUUCUAGCUUCUAUAAGGUCUUUCUUGAAAUCA
Molecule: messenger RNA, 6626 nt
Organism: Quercus robur (English oak)
Lineage: Eukaryota; Viridiplantae; Streptophyta; Magnoliopsida; Fagales; Fagaceae
Product: receptor-like protein EIX2
Exons: 4
Coding region: 55-2733 (892 amino acids)
Molecular function (GO): protein binding
Source: RefSeq, a predicted model, not a curated record